AUGUCUGCAAACAAUGCUCCCCAGCCUGUGAAGCUUUCACUUCCGCUCGAAUACCAGCAGAGCUUAUUCCAGGAGCUUCGCGCCGACGAUGAGCUUGUCGUGAUCGCCCGUGGUCUUGGGUUAAUGCGCCUUGUCAACAAUCUCCUCCACUCCUACGACGCGGCUGGCAGCAACUUGAUUGUAGUAGUCGGCGCUGAUGAUCGAGAAAAUGGUUGGAUUGGAGAAGCAUUGGCCGAGCAUGCGGCCAUCAGCAUGUCGCCCAAGGCGCGUGGCUUGACGGUCGUCAACACAGAUUCCCAGAGCGUUGGUGCAAGAGAAAAGAUUUAUACUAAGGGUGGAAUAUUCAGCAUCACGUCGCGCAUUUUGGUCGUGGAUCUUCUCACAAGCUUGCUCAACCCCGAGUCCAUCACAGGCCUUGUUGUGCUCCACGCCGAUCGUGUCAUUGCAACAUCCCUUGAAGCUUUCAUCCUAAGAGUUUACCGCCAAAAGAACAAGAUCGGUUUCCUAAAAGCCUUUUCCGAUAAUCCCGAUCCUUUCACGACCGGCUUUUCCCCUCUGGCUACUAUGAUGAGAAACCUUUUUCUUCGAAAAGCCUCUCUAUGGCCUCGAUUUCAUGUCACAGUUGCGCAAUCCUUGGAAGGAAAGAAGAAGGCCGAGGUGAUAGAACUCGAGGUCCCAAUGACAGACUCCAUGCGUGAUAUCCAGACCGCCAUCAUGGAGUGUGUCGAAGUCAGCAUUCACGAGCUCAAGAAAGGUAACAGCGGCCUGGAAAUGGACGACUGGAACCUCGACAGUGCUCUUCUCAAGAACUUUGACGUCAUCGUACGACGGCAGCUUGAUCCUAAUUGGCAUCGGGUGAGCUGGAAGACGAAACAGAUUGUCAAUGAUCUGACGGUACUAAGGGGCAUGCUCAAUUCGAUCUUAUCUUAUGAUGCUGUUUCCUUCCUCCAACAUCUCGAUACCAUACAUGCAGCUCACUCUCCGCCGCCAGGGUCGACUCGACAAAACCAGUCACCAUGGCUUUUCCUUGACGCCGCCCAAACCAUUUUUGACACUGCAAGACGUCGAGUAUAUUCCGCUAGCGCCAGGGAUGCAGCUCGGGAGGAUAACAUUGACUCCUUGAGGCCCGUUCUUGAGGAGCUUCCUAAAUGGGCAUUGUUGGCAGAAGUCCUAGAGGAGAUCGACCGCGACUUGUAUUUUGAGCCUCCUAUCCGAGAUGAUUCCAAUGGCACCAUUCUCGUGAUGUGCUCAAAUACUGACACGUGCCGCCAGUUACGAGACUUCUUGCAGACAAUGCACGUCAAGCCCAAGACGGAGAAGCGGGUGAACGAGGACGAGGAAGACGAAGAUAAGCCCUCUGCAGCUUUCAUGAUGCGGAGACGCUUGCGAAACUACCUCAAAUGGAAGAGGCAAUUUGCUCAGGUCAGCGCCACUCUAUUUUCUGAAAACCAAAAGGCUCUCAAUGGUGCUACUGACACCCGCCCGGGUUUUGGAGGGUUGAGGGGCGGGAAGGCUCCUGCAAACAAGAGGCGUCGAAUGCGCGGUGGAGGCAACGCCGGUACAAGCAUGGGUCGCGCUGAGAACGGCAGCAUCAUGCAGUAUAUCGAAAAGCCAGGAGAGGUUGCCGAUCUGAUGGCGGAGGUACAAAUCACGGUAGAGGAAGCCCAACAGAAAGAAGAGGUUGUGUCGGACCCUCUCGACAAUAUGGAAGAGUACUUCAAGAUGUACGAUAUGCAAGAUCUUGUCGUUGUUCAUGCAUACGGCGGAGAUCAAGACGAGCAUGUCCUCGAGGAAACGAAGCCCCGCUACAUCAUCAUGUACGAGCCCGAUGCCGCUUUCAUUCGUCGAGUUGAAGUAUACCGAUCCUCACACAACGACAGGAACGUGAGGGUAUACUUCAUGUAUUACGGCGGCUCAGUCGAGGAGCAGAAGUACUUGUCAUCCGUCCGCCGAGAAAAAGAUGCAUUCACCAAAGUCAUCAAAGAAAGGGCAAGCAUGUCACUUGUCAUGACAGUCGAUCCAACAGAGGAUCCUGAAGAGGCGUUCCUCCGUACCGUCAAUACCCGAAUUGCUGGUGGUGGAAGGCUGGCUGCAACAGCUGAACCACCGCGUGUGGUGGUAGACGUACGAGAAUUCCGCUCCUCAUUACCUUCGCUUCUUCAUGGUCGCUCCAUGGUCAUUGUCCCAUGUAUGCUCACUGUUGGAGAUUACAUUCUGUCACCGAAUAUCUGUGUGGAACGCAAGUCCAUCAGUGAUUUGAUCUCGUCGUUCAAAGAUGGCCGACUCUACAGUCAGGCCGAGACCAUGUUUCAGUACUACAAGAAUGUGAUGCUUCUGAUCGAGUUUGACCAGAACAAGUCCUUUACCUUGGAGCCAUUCGCCGAUCUUUCCGGGAGCCUGAACAGUGUUGCCCCAACUAACAUGUCAUCCGACCUUCAAUCCAAACUUGUGCUACUCACUAUCGCAUUUCCCAAGUUGCGCAUCAUCUGGUCCUCUUCUCCCUACCAAACCGCCGAGAUCUUUGAGACUCUCAAGACUCAAGAAGAGGAGCCAGAUCCGAUCGCCGCCGUCAGAGCCGGUCUAGAUAAGGACACUCGGGCUGAGGAGCAGGCUUUCAACCAAGAACCACAGGAUAUGCUUGCCAUUGUGCCAGGUGUCACGCCGCAAAACAUCAAGAACUUGGUACUCAAAACAGAGAGUAUCCGUGAGAUUGCUAAUAUGUCUGUACAAGAAUUAGCGCCUCUGGUAGGCGCAGCAUCCGGGCGACAGAUCCAUGGGUUCUUUACCCGUAAUGUGAUGGAAGAGGACGACUAG
Fusarium pseudograminearum CS3096 is the source of this 2814-nucleotide messenger RNA. RefSeq lists its product as uncharacterized. Bases 1 to 2814 code for a protein of 937 amino acids. Gene Ontology annotation, cellular component: nucleotide-excision repair factor 1 complex. Lineage: Eukaryota; Fungi; Ascomycota; Sordariomycetes; Hypocreales; Nectriaceae. Gene Ontology annotation, biological process: resolution of meiotic recombination intermediates; nucleotide-excision repair involved in interstrand cross-link repair; double-strand break repair via homologous recombination. The record is from RefSeq and is a predicted model, not a curated record. Gene Ontology annotation, molecular function: single-stranded DNA endonuclease activity; single-stranded DNA binding; damaged DNA binding. The transcript is spliced from 2 exons.